Iphiclides podalirius (scarce swallowtail) is the source of this 204-nucleotide messenger RNA. The record is from the annotation of a GenBank genome assembly. Lineage: Eukaryota; Metazoa; Arthropoda; Insecta; Lepidoptera; Papilionidae.
AUGGCCGUAGAAAAGGUGUCUGCGGUGGACUGGAAAAAGUUCUUCGGGGAUUGGUUCAAAAGCAUGAAAGGCUGGUGGAGAGAAUUCUGUGAAAAGAUUUCAUGCCACGUGGCGAGCCCCAGUGCCCUCUCGCGCCCCAUUGUUAAGGUCAAAAACAAGCCAAAACUCACGUACCUCACAUCGGCGCGCGGCGUUUCGAAAGAA